Molecule: messenger RNA, 6724 nt
Organism: Magallana angulata
Lineage: Eukaryota; Metazoa; Mollusca; Bivalvia; Ostreida; Ostreidae
Exons: 5
Coding region: 12-4310 (1432 amino acids)
Cellular component (GO): nucleus; cytoplasm
Molecular function (GO): zinc ion binding; nucleic acid binding; ATP binding
Source: RefSeq, a predicted model, not a curated record
AGAGUUUGACAAUGGAUCGAAUAGAAUAUCCGAGUUAUUGUGAAACUUGCAAGAAAGGACCCUUUGCUGGCAAUACUCCUGCUCAGCAACAUUUUAACAGUCAAGCUCACCUAUCAAAAGAAGCCCAGAGAAAUGCAGAAAGGCAAAUGUCAUCAGGCGAGAGUGGUCUGAGAGGUUCAGAGAUCUAUAUAUCGGAGUGUAACGCUUGUGGGAAAAAGUUCAACAAUGAGUUAAGUGCAGAACAGCAUUUUGCAAGUGAGAACCACAGAAAAAGAGCAGCCUUCGUUCAUUCAACAGAAUCAACCUCACCAAAAAACUCCUAUGAAUACAGUGACAUCGAAAUUGAUUCACCCCACGAUUCUAGUUACCCUUCAGAGAAUUUAGUAGACCUCCAACCUAGGCAAGCUGCCAUAGCUUGGACUGCGAUUUCAUCACCCACUGGACCUUGUUCUAGUUCCCAAAAUCUAACUGAAUAUACAUUUGAUAAAAUGAGUCGCAAGGGUUUCUGUAAUGUUUGUCAUCUUGAUUUGACAUCUGAAGAGCAUGCUAAACAACACCUAAGUGGCCAGAAACACUUAAAAGCAAAGCAACGUUUUGGAAACAAUAUUCAAACACAGGAAAUUCCAUCUCCAAAGUCCUCUAACACUGUUUCCCAAAAGGAGUAUGCUUUUGAUGGAAUGCGUGGAUAUUGCUUUGUGUGCAAAAUAGAGCUGACAUCUCAUCAGCAUGCUGGUCAACAUAUAAGUGGAAACCGUCAUGCAAAAGCAAAAGCAUCUCAAAGUUCCUGCUUUAAUCAAACACCUACCACUAGUCCACAACAAUCUCCAAGUGCAAAUGACAAGAGUGACCAAAAGCAGGAAUAUGUGUUUACUGGUGGAAGGGGUUUUUGUUACAUCUGCAGCUUAGAACUGACUUCCAAUGCUCAUGCACAACAGCACCUGUCUGGAAAAAACCAUGAAAAAGCAAAACAAAAGGUGUGUGGUAGUAUUCCAAGCUCUCUACCUUUGACAUGUGAAAUCUGUAAGAAAACAUUCUCUGGGCCUGAAUGUGCUUCUCAGCACUUCAUCAGCGCAAAACAUCUACAAAAAGAAGCUCUAGUAAAAGCAGAAAACCCCACAGCCCCUGUUGCAAAUCGGGAAAUUCUUGGAGCUGUAGCAACUGUUAUUGAUAAAACACAGUGGGUUUUAUGUGAGGUUUGUAAUGUAAGAUUAAAUUCUGUGGAACAGCUCAAUAUUCAUAAAAACAGUCCCAAACAUAAAGCAGAGGAAGAGAAAUUGGCAAGAAUGGGAACAAAUGUGGAGGUGAUGAAAACACCAGAUUUCAAUAUGGAUGCUAUUAAACCAAGAUUUCAGGUCCAAAACACCGGUGCUCUCCCAGCAUCACUAAUGAGAGAUGUUGUUGGUCAAAAACCUGUCAACUUCAUUAAACCAUCAUUAAGUUCUUUUGGACCAGACUCGUUUUUGUCAAAUCAGCCAGGAAUGUUUGCACAAGAACUGGGAAAAGAGGACUUGACCAUGGGUACUUUCCACACACUGGACGUAGAUUCAAUUAUAUAUGAAAAACCCAUUGAGGUACCGGUAAUUGACUUUGAAGAAGACACAAGUCCAAAAGUAAAAUACAUAGAAGGUCAGAUUGGUCAAACAGAGCCUGCUGGAUUUCAUGAAGGAAGGAACUUGAAGGAAAAAUGCAGGGAAAAGGAGUUGGAAAAGGAUAUGAUAAAUGACAAGAUAAAUACAUCCUCCUCUUCUCAGAGUAGUUUUGAAAUGCCAGAGCUGGAAUCUAUUGAUUCAUCAAAGAGAAACACCUGUGAUAAAGAAACAAAAAGUAAAAAAGAUUUGGAGAAUCUAACCAAAAAGCGGCUGAAUUCAAACGAACCAAGGCCUCCGGGUGCAUAUCCUUAUGUCAGUUUGAAAAGUAACGAAACACGGUGUAGUUCAUCAGGUGACAACAAUGCAUCCUUGACAAAGAUUUACAAUAAAUCAUUCAUACCCAGUGAGAAAACAGGAAUUGUGUCAGGUCCAAGCUCAUUGCAGCAGAGUGUCAGUUCAGCAGUAGCUUCGGGGCAUCAUGUGAUGAAGUCAAAUUCUAACCAAUCUGGAACUGAGCUUGAUGGCAAAAAACUGGAUGACAGAGAUAAAAAUUCCGCCACCCAAAACACUGCUGACAGUAAAAGCAACAGCCCUCCAAAAGCCCCAAGUAAUUCUAGAUCCAGUGGUUCUGCAUUAGUGACCCAUGUAUCAAAUUCCAAUUCAAGAGGAGGUACAAAAGACGGUGGUGGAUGUACCCUAUUAUACGAUUCCUCAGACUCAUCUGACGACUCGGAUGACCAAGAUGACUUUUUUCGCUGUACAAGUAUAGAUGUUCAGCAGAAAUUGCAAGAGCUUGGAAUUGAUUCACUGAGCCCCAAACCCACAGAAUCUCUUGUUUUUAUCAAACACAACAAUGAUGUCAGACCAAGCACUGGAGUUCCAAAGUAUUAUUGUGAAAUUUGUCAAAGCCAGAUGAAUUCUAAAAAAUCUUUUAAGUCUCAUAUAGAAGGAAGAAAACAUAUGCAGAGAGUUGCAGUUAUGGAUGCACAGCCAAGGAGCCAUCAGCCUAUUGUAAAGGAGGUUCUAAACCAAGGAAACACUAACUGCAGCCUAACGGCCUGGACACCUAGGUCAUAUCAGUGGGAGCUGUAUGGGAGAGCCAUGGAGGGUGACAGAGUUAUCUUUCUUCCCACAGGAACCGGCAAGACAUUGAUAUCGUGUAUGACCAUCAGUUCUAUGUUGGAGUUGAACCCCACGAGACAAGCCUUGUUCCUGGUUGAUAAAGUCCUCCUUGUGAUACAACAGUCUCGCUAUCUCGUCAAGCAGAUCGGCGAUAGGAUCUACAAAAGAUUUGACCCUGAAAAUCCUUCUAAACUUGUGGAGAGAAAAUUAAAGAUAGCAGCGCUAUGUGGAGGCCAGCAAUCCACCCAAGGGGUCCCUAUCUGGCAACAUGACCUCAUUGUGGUCACAGCUGCAUACUGUGAGCAGCUUAUAAUGAAGAAUGUUUUGAGAUGGGAGGACCUGUGUAUAGUUGUGUUUGAUGAAGCCCAUCACUGCACCAAAAACCACCCCUUCAACAAGCUCCUAGAAAACAACCAUUUAACCAGACCCUUGGGCGAGAGACCUAAAAUCCUUGGACUCACUGCCUCCCCAGCAGGCAAAAAGACAUUUCCUAUCACUGUCACAAUGCUGAAAAAUUUGAUGAUCAGUAUGGGUGAAACUGAAAUUGGUGUCACAAAAGAACAGAAAGCAGAGUUGGAUAGAUAUCAAUCCAGUGCAGAACUUAUUGUCCAUUACAAACCAAUGAACGACAAUGAACAGAAGUUUCAGAAUGAGCUUCAAAUGUACCUGCUUAGAUGCUUUCUUCGGCUGAAGGCUGAGACGAACAUUCUGGACAAAAUUGAUCAAGGCAUGGAGCCCAAAAAAGCAGAGGAUUUGCAUGGAGAUAUUCUCAACUGUUUGGAAGUUUCUCUAAAUGAUGCAGAAUCUUAUGAUCAAUCAGCAGCUAAAAAAAUUGAAAAUAGACAUUUAGUAUUACACACCAGGUUUAUAUGCAUUGCUCUGAACACUUUGUUCGAAGCCGGUGUCAAAACAGCAGUGGAAGAGUUGGAUGAGCUUAUGGCUCUGGAUGUAAAUUUUAACUUUGAUUUUGCCAAAGAAAAUAAUCUUGAUCCUGAUAACCUUCAAUCUGUGAUUAGAUUAGUGAGAAAAGAGAAAAUCAGCUUGCCAGGGUCCAUCAACCCUGAAACUCAACAUUCAUCCAAAAUUGUUGCGCUUAUUCACACCAUUUUAAACAAAAACAACAUUGACUGGACACAGGAAAACCCCAUGACCCUUGUUCUUGUCAAGGAGAGGAUCACAGCUAGCAAGAUCAGCAAAAUCCUGCAGGAACAAGAUGACAUAAAGAAAAUGGGACUUAAGGUGACUCAUCUGGUGGGCCAUGGUGGAGGGUCAGGUGAGGGGGGUGGAAUGGGGGUGAAUCAGCAGAAGAAAAUACUGCGGGAUAUCAAACACCACAAGUACCACAUUGUGGUGGCAACGUCGGUAGCAGAGGAAGGUAUAGACAUACCAGAAUGUGAGUUGGUGAUCACCAUGAACUUGCCCUCCUCUGUCACAGCUCUAGUCCAGAUGAGAGGCAGAGCAAGGAAAGAACAUAGCAAGUUUGUCGUUCUUUGCAGUGAGAAGAUGGAGGAAGACAAGUUGAAGGAGUUGUUAGAUAGGGAGGGAAAUAUGAUCAAGGCAGCCAAUUUUCUAUUUGACAGUCAAAAGAGACCAGAAUAACUAGAGGGCAAAUCGUAAUCUCUGAAUUUGCACAGGAACUCUGGUCUGAUUUGACUAUCAAAUAGUUUGUCCUGAUCAUAUUAUUCAUAUAGUUAAGUUUAACUGGUGCAAGGUAUUUGAUGAUCACUUUAAUUUAGAGUACAUCUUAAUUAUUUAUUCAUUUGAUACAAAGUAUCUAGGGAACCAUUUCAUCUGUUCAUCAAAAAUGUUGCGACAGUGAUAUACUAGUUACUGAAAUACUUGCGAAUGGAAAAUUUGGAAAUACAAUUUGUGUAUUGAUUUGUUUCACGAGAACUAUCUGCUUGUAAAUUUAAAUGUGUAAAAUUGGCAAACAGUCUUAUUAUCUUGUCAACAUUUUCAGAUUUUUGUUUAAGCAUUUCUCAAUUGAUUAAUUCUGUAUGUUAAACAUUCCUUAAAAUUUUAUUUCUUAUUGCCUGACGUCAUGUGACCUAAGUAACAUUAUCCAAAUUUUUCACCUUAUGGAUCAGUUACACUAUUUAAUAUAAUUAAUAUAAUUAAUAUUAAAAUUAUAGAUCUAAUAUUUACCCGUGAACUAUUAUCAAGUAAAGAAAAAUUCCAAAUAUUGGGACUUUAAGAUGUAAAUAUUUUUCUCAAGCAGAUGAAUGUACAAAAUGUAGUCUAAAAGGACCAAUCAAUCCUCUUAAUAGGACCGUAUACAUAUGCUAUGAUUUAAAUAUUUUUUUAAACAUCAACACAAGUUGAUAUGGAUGUAAGCUUCAUUGAAAUAUGCAUUGAUAUCUAAGUUGCAUCUUGUUGAUUUACUGAAUGGCCAACAAUAAAGAAGACACUGCUACAUUAAGUAUCUGUUCAACUUGCAUGUGGUCUACACAAAGUGUAUGGUUAGGUUAAAAUGGAUUUAACCUCGAUAGAGUUCGAAAUUCAUUAAAUAUUUUAUAAAAAGAAUUGAAAAGUGAUAACAGUUUCAUUGUUAAAAUGUACAGAUUUUAAUAAAGUUGGACGAGCUGAGGUUCAUACGGGAGUAAAUCGAGAUAGUAUGUAAAUAUGAUUAAUAUGUAAUUUUAGUUUAACAAUGUUCGAGCCCAAGUAAUUUUUUUAUUUUAUUUUGACACAGCGGUGACACGCUUAAUAUGAUUUUUUAAAAAUCUUUAUUAUAUAGUAUUAAUUUACUGGGAGCAACGCGAUUUUGAGCUUCAGGUUAUUUUAAACUUAGUUUUACCCUUGAAAUAUUCCAAAGAAUUGAUUAUUCACAUUAAUAACACCACAUGUCUGUUCUUUUGUUAGACAUAACUGUCUUGUCUAGCCGAAGAAACGACUGGCAUUAUCUACAUUUCAAAUAGGCCCUCAUUAUUAUAAUUGUUUAAAUAUUCUUCAGACCAUAACGAAUACUUGUAAUUUUGUAAUGUUUUUGAGUCACGUAAUAAUAUUUUCCUGUGCUAAACAUAACAUUGUUAUCGUCUUAGGACGAAUAUGAAAUAUCUGACCCUUAUUUAAAAAAAAAUCUUAAUUAAUACUGUAUUCAUAUAUGCUAUUUUUGGCUUCAACUAGAAUACAACAGGUACACAACAUUGUACUUGCUGCCAUUUUGGUUAAUUCGACUUGAAUUUCCACAUAAUUUCAAUUAUGAGUCAUACAGAGUACACACGUUACUUCUAUAUGAAUUUGUCUAUAUAUGUCUCAAUUUGAAUGGAUAUAUAUCGACAUUGUGCUUCAAAAGUUUAGCAAAGAAGUCAAAUUCAUGACUGAAUUUCUACGAAGUAGAACUAUUACUUAUUGUUUGCAUGUAUGGAUCAGCUAAGGAUUUUUUGUUAUAGUUUCUGUUGUACCUCGAUUUUCGUUACAGUGGUGUAGUUCUGUGUAAAACUGAUAUCCCUUUUAGCUGCUUUGAAUAUGCAAACGCAAACUUGGUUGUCGCCCACUAUAAUUACCGGUAAUUCAAUCGUUGUUGUGUCUGCAUAUGUGCGGAGCUGCGGCUAUCUAGGUAAAACAUCACAAAUUGCAAAUUAUACAUUAUAACUGAGUUGACGCCUGAUUAAAUGUUAAUUGAUGCAAAAAAAUAUUUGAAAUCUUCAUUUUAACUUAUUUAAUUGCAAUUUGUUGAUACAGUGUGAUUAGCCUUAAAUUUCCAUGAAAAGACUAGAUAGUAGUUAAAUCUGUUUUCUAAUGAAGUGCACGAAUACUAGUUUGGAAACCAUUUGAGCCUGUUUAUUUGUAAAAGAUGUGCUCAUUUACACUUGUUAUAAAUUUCAAAUCAUUUUUGUAAAUUUAGCGUAGAAAAGAAUGGAAAUCAGAACAAGUGUAAUUUUUCUCAAAACGAAAAAAGAUGUGUUAAAAUCUGUCAGUUCAAAUUGUUUGCGUUAUAAUUACAUUAUGUCGAUUUUUUCAUGUGUAGUUGUAAUUUGUUCGAUUGUAAUUAAAGCUACGAAAAUGGCUAA